AAUUUAGCAAAGAGCAGAGUUACCUCAGAGACAAAGGAAGAAGAGAGGCGAGGUAGCUAGCUUCAGACAUGGGGUUCUGCUGUGGGCCUUCGGAUGUCCAGGUGCUCCCCGAGAACACGUCCUCCUCCUCUCCCUCCUCCUCCUCGUUUGUUAAAGAUUCCGGUGAUGGCGGCAAGAAGAAACAGCAGCAAGUUAUAAAGAAGGAACAGGGGAAGGAGAAGAAGAUGAGCAACCUUGACCGGGCCGCCCUCACAACACCCCGCCUCCCCUUCCAUUCUCGACCCGGUCUAAUGUGACAGAUUAGCCGAGAACCAGUGUAUUUCAUAGAAAUAUAUGAUCUUGUGUGUUCUCCUAUUAGCCUACGUCUGAGUCUGUAACUUAGGAUGUAUAGCUCCAUUGUCCCGUUGAAGUUUCGAGGUUUGCAGUGUGGCCACGUGUUCUAUUUAUUCAUUGAUGGGUUGGCUGUAUCAGAAUAUCCAAAUUGCAGGUGUGUUAUAAUAGAGAUUUUGUCCAUUGUCCAUCAGGACAAUAUAUUUUUCCCUACA
Molecule: messenger RNA, 545 nt
Organism: Triticum aestivum (bread wheat)
Lineage: Eukaryota; Viridiplantae; Streptophyta; Magnoliopsida; Poales; Poaceae
Exons: 1
Coding region: 69-296 (75 amino acids)
Source: RefSeq, a predicted model, not a curated record